UUUAGUUCCGGUUGAAAUCGUUCCUGAAAUUUCCUCUCAGUGUUUUGCUGUUAUCUCUCCGGAAAUUCAUAUAAUUCAUAUAAAACAAUAAGAAACGUGCGAUAUAUCAAGAUGGCGUAUUCAGUGAAGGAGGCACAGAGGGCCUACCAUUUGGUGAAAAAGCGACAAAAAGAGCAAGAAGAUGCUGAGAUGAGGAAGAAAAAAAUUGAAGAAGAGUUGAAACUUGGAAAUAUUCACAACAAGUUUGCAAGUCAUUACGAUGCAGUGGAGCAGAAACUUAAGUCUGAUACAAUAGGUCUUGUUACUUUGGAUGAGAUGAAGGCAAAACAGGAAGAUGUGAUUAGAGAACGUGAGAAACAGCUGGCAAUAGAUAAUGCUGAGGCACGUCUUAAAACCAAACAAGAAAAAGAGAAGAAAAGAAAGGAUAAAAAACAAAAAGCUGCCUUGUCAUUUGACCCAGAUGAGGAGGAAGAGGAAGAAGAAGAUGAAGAAACAGUUGUCAAGGUGAAACAAGAGAAAACAGAUGAUGAUGAUGCAGGUCCUGCUUUCAAAAAGAAGAGAUUUGGCAAGAAUCCAGAUGUUGACACAAGCUUCCUUCCAGACAGAGACAGGGAAGAGGAAGAUAACGUGCUCAGAGAGGAGCUAAGGAGGGAAUGGGCAGAUAAACAAGCAAAGAUAAAAAGUGAACCAAUAGAAAUAACUUACAGUUACUGGGAUGGCUCUGGACACCGGCGUCAAGCUCGCAUGAAAAAGGGCAACAGUAUCCAGCAAUUCUUAUUACGAUGUCUCGAAAAUCUGCGCAAAGAUUUUAAUGAACUAAAAGCAGUAACUGUUGACCAGUUGAUGUACGUCAAAGAAGAUCUUAUCAUCCCCCAUCAUUAUACAUUUUAUGACUUUAUCGUGACAAAAGCCCGUGGAAAAAGUGGACCGUUGUUUAAUUUUGACGUUCAUGAUGAUAUUCGUAUUAUAAGUGACUCUAGGAUUGAGAAGGACGAGUCUCAUGCUGGAAAAGUAACAUUGAGAAGCUGGUAUGAGAGGAAUAAACAUAUUUUCCCUGCGAGUCGUUGGGAGCCAUAUGACCCUGAGAAAAGUUGGGAACAUUAUACUGUAUCUGAUAAAGAAGCAGCAAAAAUUGUUGUAAAAUAAAAUCAUAUACAGAGUGGCCAAAAAAUAACAAGACAAAUUCGGGUAUCUGUGACGUCUCUUAAUAAAUGUGGAAAUGUUAGAAUGUUAUUUUAUUCUAUAGUAAUACUUUCCAAUGUAAACAAUCAAUGAGGAAUAAAUAUAUACAUUAUUUAUUGUAUAUUCCAUUUUAU
Molecule: messenger RNA, 1316 nt
Organism: Owenia fusiformis
Lineage: Eukaryota; Metazoa; Annelida; Polychaeta; Sabellida; Oweniidae
Source: the annotation of a GenBank genome assembly